CAAAGUCUUCUGGGCAAGCGAGCCAAAGCAGUGCAGUUCACCGGCUGCAGCAGGCGGGGGUCUCCUGGCCUCAUGGAGCCGGGGAUGGAGAUGACUGCUGCCUCCGAGGGAGGCACCCGCCAGGGGCCGGAAAAUAAGCAUGAAGAGAAAGUGCAGGAUCCCGACAGAGGGAAGGCAGAGACCAAGGCAGAGAUGGGGAACAAAACAUGGGCAGACCUGGCCGGGGAGAUGAAGACUUUCCUGUGGAACCCAGAGGAGAGAACCUGCAUGGGGAGAACAGCCAAGAGCUGGGGCCUGAUCUUACUGUUCUACUUCAUCUUCUACACGUGCCUGGCGGGGAUGUUUGCCUUCUGCAUGUAUGUGAUGCUGCUCACCCUGAGUCCCUACACUCCCACCUACCGGGACCGUGUGUCUCCACCAGGAGUAAUGAUCAGACCGUACCUGAACGGCUUUACUAUUGCCUUCAACGUCUCCAAGCCCAGCACGUGGCGGCCGUAUGUGGACAGCAUGCACCAGUUCCUAGCAGCUUACGAUGACAAAGUUCAAGAGGAGAAGAACAUCGAGUGUGUCCCAGGACAGUACUUCAUCCAAGGGGGCAACGACAGUGAGGAGAAGAAGGCCUGCCAGUUCAAGCGCUCACUGCUGCAGAACUGCUCAGGGAUUGAGGAUCCGACGUUUGGCUUCUCUAAGGGACAGCCCUGCAUCCUGCUGAAGAUGAACCGGAUCAUAGGCUACCGUCCUGGCGCUGGGGUCCCUGUGAACGUGGACUGCAAAGUGCAGAAAGGCAAUGAGAGCGAUCUGAGGUCAGUGGACUUCUACCCUGGAAAUGGCACAUUUGACCUCAUGUAUUACCCCUACUACGGCAAGCUCACGCACGUCAACUACACGUCCCCCCUGGUGGCCAUGCACUUCACAGACGUGAAGAGGAAUAAUUUGGUCCACAUUCAGUGCAAGCUGAACGGGAAAGGGAUCAUCAAUGAUGUUAACAGCGACCGCUUCCUGGGCCGGAUCAUCUUCACACUCAGCAUUGGAAAGUAGCCAGUAAACACAAGGCAUGAGGUUAAGUCAGUCAGAGGCUUUUCCUUUUUAAAACAUAAAGACAGCUUUUUUUUUUUUUUUUUUUUUUUUUUCCUUUUUUC
Lagopus muta (rock ptarmigan) is the source of this 1139-nucleotide messenger RNA. RefSeq names its product ATPase Na+/K+ transporting family member beta 4 (gene ATP1B4). The coding region runs from base 73 to 1038 and encodes 321 amino acids. Gene Ontology annotation, cellular component: sodium:potassium-exchanging ATPase complex; nuclear inner membrane. Gene Ontology annotation, biological process: sodium ion transport; potassium ion transport; regulation of DNA-templated transcription. The record is from RefSeq and is a predicted model, not a curated record. NCBI's taxonomy places the organism in Eukaryota, Metazoa, Chordata, Aves, Galliformes, Phasianidae. The transcript has 9 exons.